This is a messenger RNA of Peronospora matthiolae, 864 nucleotides long. Lineage: Eukaryota; Oomycota; Peronosporomycetes; Peronosporales; Peronosporaceae. The record is from the annotation of a GenBank genome assembly.
AUGCGAUGCGCGAGCAAGGCCGCCGAGAGCGCGUCCGCACGGAGACGUGCGGACGUCGAAGUAGAAACCACAGCGACUGAUGUCUCAUCGGUUGCUGAAGCGACUCAGCCUGUGUCACUUGGUGAUGCAGGCGCUCGUCAUGAAGACACUCAUUUUCUUAUAGAGUAUGAGCUCGGUGUCUCAUACUCUCCUGAUACGGAAGACGGAUCCUUAUCGACGGCGAUUGAAUCCAAGCCGCCUGCCAAGCGUGGCAUGGAUGAUGCUAUGCGUCGCAGCAUCUUUGGUUCAUCUGAUUCAUCAGAUGAACCAUCGCCGAAGCGAAGGCGCUCGAGGUCGCGAGACUCGGGCGCUAAUAGUGGUGUCGGUUCUCCUAUGGACACCACUUCGCAACGAGGUGCCAGUCCUUCCGUCGGAACAUCGCAGGAAGAGCGGGACCGCAAUGUCUUGCGUCUCGCUCCUGAGAAGAAGGCAUGGAUGCCUCCCAAAUCUGUCAUGGAUCACUUGUCGGCGACGACGAGUGAUCGUUAUCGAACACGAUUGUUCGAUUCGUCAAGGAUCCAUCACCUUGACCCCAGCGCGAAGAACUAUCGCGCUGAGAAUGAAUUCUUCAUCGAUGCUUUCUUUAGACAUCGAUGGUACAGUGGGAAUCACAAGCGUGAUGGUCCCUCACUACUUCAAGCGUGGAACGCCUACAUCCAUAACCUUGAGGAUGUAGGUCGUGACGCUUGGAACGACAAACUUAUCAAAGCUCGUGAUAAGUUUAAAAGAGAACCCCGACAGGUGCACGCUUUAAGCUGCAUCGUCUGUCAAUGGAGAAGGGAUUACCCUGCCUCUCUUGGGGAGACUCGUGCCCAUAUUGUGUGA